AUGGCCGGGUCGGUGGCCGAACGGGACGCGCUGAAAAUAGAAGACGGGCAUUUAAACAACUCGCUGGGCUCUCCGGUGCAAGCGGAAGUGUAUUUCCCACGGCUGAUCGUCCCGUUCUGUGGGCACAUCAAAGGAGGCAUGAGGCCGGGCAAGAAGAUCUUAGUGAUGGGCAUCGUGGAUCUCAACCCAGAGAGUUUUGACAUCAGCCUCACCUGCGGGGACUCUGAGGAUCCGCCAGCGGACGUGGCGAUCGAACUGAAAGCCCUCUUCCCGGACAGACAGCUCCUCAGGAAUUCGUGCGUGUCUGGCGAAUGGGGAGAAGAACAGUCCUCUCUUCCUUACUUCCCGUUUAUCCCAGAUCAGCCCUUCAGGGUUGAAAUUCUCUGUGAGCACCCUCGUUUUAGGAUAUUCGUGGACGGACACCAGCUUUUUGAUUUUUACCAUCGUAUCGAGAAGUUGUCAGCUAUUGACACGAUAAAGAUAAAUGGAGAUCUACAACUUACUAAACUCGGUUGAUCUUGUUUU
Euleptes europaea (tarantolino) is the source of this 525-nucleotide messenger RNA. It is a transcript of the gene LGALSL, whose product is annotated as galectin like. Gene Ontology annotation, molecular function: carbohydrate binding. The transcript has 5 exons. Lineage: Eukaryota; Metazoa; Chordata; Lepidosauria; Squamata; Sphaerodactylidae. The record is from RefSeq and is a predicted model, not a curated record. The coding region runs from base 1 to 516 and encodes 171 amino acids.